AUGGCCGCCAAGUCAAAGAAGCGGUUGUCUAGAAAUGAAAAUAAACUAAACAAUUUAGAGAAAUUGGAAAUUAAGGAUGUGAUUUGUUCGAUUUGCCAAUCAAUUUUAAUAGAACCAGUAACAUUACCGUGUUAUCAUGACUUUUGUGAAAAUUGUUUUAACGGUAGUAUAGAAAAUAAUGCUUUGUGUUGUCCGUUGUGUCGACUACGAAUUGGUUCCUGGGUUAGAAAAGCUACAAAACAAAAAAGCUUGGUGAACAUUCAAUUGUGGAAUUUUAUACAAAACAAAUUCUCUCAAGAAGUCCACAAGAAAUUGAACGGAGAAGACAUACCACUGUCACCAGAACAAAUAUUGCCUCGAUUAAGCAAACCAGGUGAAAUUAGAUCGGAAUAUGAAGCAGAACUAGAAAGAUUAAGAGCUGAGAGGUUGAAACUUGAGCAGGACCAUUUUCAAGAGACUGUGGUUCUAAUAAAGAAAUUAAAAGAAGAAGAGGAACAAACACAUAAAAAAUAUAUUGAAAGCUUAAAAACGGAUGAAAUGUUGGCCAAAAAAUUACAACAGGACCAUACUGAACAUAAUAAUAUGAAAAAUGUUCAACCAAGUAAAAUUACUAAGAAGGAGAAAGGUUCAAAGAAAGCUAGACUCAAAGCCGCAACUAUUGACUGUUAUUUAUCUAAGCUUAAACCUCAUGAAAACUCCUCAACAUUGGAUGAUACAAGCGCUGAUAAUACUAUUUCUAAAAGAGCAUCAAUAAAGUCAACUAAUAAGGGACAAUGUAAGGAAGCAAAUAAAACAUGUGAAAAUUUAAAUAUUGGUCUAGAAAAUCAAACCAAACAGGAAUCAAUUAAAGAAAACGGAAAAGAAGUUAAGGUAGCUAAGAAUCCUACCAUUGCUGACAUUGAAACAAACAACAAAAUUAUUACUAAGCCAAGAAAUAACAUGCAGUCAUUGUUGGUCUCCUUACCGUUGCCAUCAGCAGGAAUACUUCAGCACAAAAAUAAUACUAUAGAUAAUAGAAACAUUGAAACAGGCAGUGUCGACUCAAUGCAACAAGAAUUAUGUUAUUUUAAACCCAUUGAAGCAACAAGUUCAACCAGUGUCAAGUCUAAUCGAGGUCUACCCUUACGCGUACCUGGAGUACGUGUGAACAAGGACUCGAAUGUAACAUUAAAUGGUCCACCAUCUCGAGCGGAAUAUAUUGAAAGACUUUGCCAGCUCCGACAAACAUCAUUGGCUAAGAAGUUGCCAUCUGCUUUUGUAAUAGCACUGAGCUUACUAAAAAUGAAAAAGGAUUCACCAGAAAAGAAUUCAACCAGUUUAAGAUCAAAAAGAAAAAAUGUACCUACAAGUCCCGUACCAAUGAAAAAGGACAAAAACGUUACCAGAAACAAACAACCGAAUGACGCAGACAUAAAAUUACCAGAAGACUCUGAAACAUUCCUUCGACGCACCAGGUCUAUGGGCAGCAUUUCCAAAGACAAUGAAACGACACCGAAGAAAAGAGUGACCGAACGGAAAUCAGAGUCUGAAAAGAAACCACGUCUCAGGAGCGACACCAAAAAGUAUUCCAAAAAAGAUACUUGUUUAACAACUGAAACUAAGGUCAGUGCUGUAAAGAAUUUAUCCAAUCCUCUAGAAGAUUGUGGGGUUAAGCAUAUAUUACAAGAGCAGCUCCGUAUUGAGAAACUCAUCCAGCAAGAGAAAUGUGACUAUGAGUUGGCGUGCAAGAUGGACGCCGAGUGGAAUGGGAGGAGACAGCCGCGACGUGCAGCCACUAAACGACAAGUAUCUUUAAAUUACGCCCUACGCCCUGCCAAAAAGCUUAAAGUGUAA
This is a messenger RNA of Pieris macdunnoughi, 1833 nucleotides long. The record is from the annotation of a GenBank genome assembly. NCBI's taxonomy places the organism in Eukaryota, Metazoa, Arthropoda, Insecta, Lepidoptera, Pieridae.